AUGCACAAUCCCGGAGACGGGAAGGGCAAGGGAAAAGGACGCUGGGGACAGAUGGAAGUGGAUGGUAGCGAAGAGAAGCAAGAUGGAGUAGGUGAGCGCCGUACAACUGGUUCCGGGCUGAUUAUGCACAAUCCCGGAGACGGGAAGGACAGGGGAAAAGGACGCUGGGGACGGGUGGAAGUGGAUGGUAGCGAAGAGAAGCAAGAUGAAGUAGAUGAGCGCCGUACAACUGGUUCGUUUGGUGAGCUACGAUUCUGUGGUAGUACUGCUGAAUCAACACAAAGUGCAGCAGUUUUCAUUCCAAUUUUGCCAACUUACUGCAAAUGA
Messenger RNA from Gongylonema pulchrum, 327 nucleotides. NCBI's taxonomy places the organism in Eukaryota, Metazoa, Nematoda, Chromadorea, Rhabditida, Gongylonematidae. The record is from the annotation of a GenBank genome assembly.